CGUGGAUUAGAAAGCAUAACCCGUAGAGCACCGACCAUACGGCCGGGCUGCUGCUGGAAGGAUCUGAAAGAGCUCUGCUCUGCUCCCCGCAAUAAGCAGACAUCGCCGCCAGCAGACGGCGGCGUCUGGCGCCGGAACUGUCUAGCGGCAGACAGCCACAGACACAGGAGGAGAAACAGAAGAAGUAUCUGCAGAAGGAGCAUCAGCAUCAACAGUAGAACACACACAGGAAAAAUGGCCAGCCAGCGGGAGGGAGCAAGAUGUGCUUCUCGUCGAGGAGCAGGGCUCUUGCAUUCCACAUUCAAUAUGCUGGCAUUCAGCUGGAUUAUAAUCUCCGAGUUAAUGCUCAGUGCUCAUUGCCUAAAGGAUCUGAAGAUAUUCGUGCCGGAGGCCGUCAUCAUGGGAAAUGCAGCGACAUUGUCUUGUCAAUAUGAUUUGGAGCAGGCAGCACUGUACGCUGUACGCUGGUACUUUGGCCAGGAGGAGUUCUAUCGCUAUGUACCCCGCGAGGCCAAGCCCACAUUUGUCUUCGCCGUUGCCGGCAUUAAUGUUGAUCUCACCAAUUCGGAUGCCACGUCCGUCACGUUGAAAGGUGUCACCCGAGAGCUGAGCGGCAGCUAUCAGUGCGAGGUCUCCGAGGAUGCGCCGCUCUUCCACACCGAGAUACGGUCGGCGCACAUGCAGGUGAUUGAGCUGCCCAAAGAUGACCCCGUGAUGCAGGUGGACAAGAAGGUGAUUGGCGCCAACGACCACUUCAAGGCAGUGUGCACUGUGGGUCCCUCCUAUCCGCCGGCGAACAUUACAUGGUACAUCAACGGACGCAAGAUUUACAAAACGCCCUUGCAGCGCAUCACACAGGAUGCGUUUGAAGGCUCGACCACAUACUCCUCGCUGGAGAUCUAUCCGCAUAGCCAGGUGCUGCAGGGCUUCUUCCAGGCGAUGCCCAAGUACCAGCCCAACAUAAUGCUGCUCUGCGAGGUCUCCAUUCUCCAUGUGUUCCACAAGAGCGUCCAGCAGCGUAUCGGGCUGAGCAAUGCGCCGCCAACCACCAUUUCGCCCAAUCUACUCGGCCUCGAGGGCUCCAAGCGGUAUGCCAACGGCGAUCCGGAUAACUCUGCGCUCACCGGCGCCUCUCAGUGCAUCUGCUGCAGCGCCGUGGGCUCUGUCACCCUCGCAUUGGCCACGCUGGCGGUGGCACAGCUGUGACCGGUAUAUGGAGCAACAUAAACAAUUAUUAUUGGAAAGCCAACGCAGAGGGAGGGAGGAGCAGAAG
Molecule: messenger RNA, 1273 nt
Organism: Drosophila persimilis
Lineage: Eukaryota; Metazoa; Arthropoda; Insecta; Diptera; Drosophilidae
Gene: beat-VI
Exons: 7
Coding region: 235-1206 (323 amino acids)
Source: RefSeq, a predicted model, not a curated record